This is a messenger RNA of Schistocerca piceifrons (Central American locust), 804 nucleotides long. RefSeq names its product E3 SUMO-protein ligase ZBED1-like. Bases 1 to 804 code for a protein of 267 amino acids. The record is from RefSeq and is a predicted model, not a curated record. Gene Ontology annotation, molecular function: protein dimerization activity. Lineage: Eukaryota; Metazoa; Arthropoda; Insecta; Orthoptera; Acrididae. The transcript has a single exon.
AUGCUGCGAAGAAUAAUCGACGUUAAGAAUUCCCUAACGACAGUUAUCACUCUGAAUUAUCCGGAUCUUCCAAAUCUGACUGCAGAGGACAUUGCAAGUGUAACACAAGCCUGUGACCUGUUGAAAGUUUUCAAAGACUGCACUAAGGAAAUGUCAAGUGAAAAUGUUGUCACUGCUUCUAAAGUUAUACUCCUUAGUCGCUCGUUGAAAAAGUGGUGUUGCAAGUUUGUAAAUAACACUGAAAUUCAUGUAGACGUGCAACAGAUGGCCGAAAAGUUAGCUGAAGACCUAAAACGACGAUUUCGAAAUAUAGAGAAAAAUUCCAUUAUCGCAGAAGCAACUUCAUUGGAUCCCCGGUUCAAAUUACAUGGUUUUUCUCAUAAAAAUUCUACUCAGAAGGUGAAAUUAACCCUGAUGAGGCACUGUGACGAACACAUCCAUGCAACUGCAGCAAUCUCUGUUCCAACCACUGAAUGUACUUCUAGUCUCUGGCUCGAAUUUGAUGAAGUGUUUUCCAGGCCGCAGAGGAAUCCACACCCGAGAGCUGGUACAAUAGUGGAAGUGGACAAAUAUUUACAGGAGCCCCUGCUACAGAGGCAAAGCAGUCCACUUCGGUGGUGGUCUGAACGGCUGUCAGUAUACCCCUCGCUCUUUGUACAUGUAAAAAUACAACUGUGCAUUGUUGCAACCUGCACGCCGUGUGAAAGAGGGUUCUCGAAGGCAGGACACCUUACAACUGACAGAAGAAAUAGCCUGACAGGAAAAAAAAAUGGAACAAAUCAUGUAUUUAAACGGAAAUUCUGA